UGUCACGCUGACAGCUCAUGAGGAGAGGAGAGCCGGUAAUCGGCUUUCCGCGGAGGGGACAUGUACCCUGAUGAUCAGUGUGAUGUCAGCUCCAGAAGUUCCACCUGUCAGUGUCCAUUGUGUCAGUGCUCAUCAGUGCCUCGUGCCAGUGCCCAUCAGUGCCACAUAUCAGUGCUACCAGUGCACAUCAAUGCCACAUAUCAGUGCCCAUCUGAGCUGCCUUUCAGUGUCACCCAUCAGUGCCAGUCAGUGCCACCUAUCAAUGCCAAUCAGUGCCACCUAUCAGUGCCAUGCCACCUACCAGUGCCUCCUCAUCAGUGUCCAUCAGUGCAGCCUAUCAGUGCCCAUCACUGUAGCCUCAUUAGCGCACAUCAGUGAAGGAGAAAAAUCACUUAUUUACAAAAUGUUAUAA
Staurois parvus is the source of this 412-nucleotide messenger RNA. NCBI's taxonomy places the organism in Eukaryota, Metazoa, Chordata, Amphibia, Anura, Ranidae. The record is from the annotation of a GenBank genome assembly.